Messenger RNA from Trypanosoma grayi, 1188 nucleotides. Its product is annotated as mitochondrial editosome-like complex associated TUTase. The record is from RefSeq and is a predicted model, not a curated record. Gene Ontology annotation, molecular function: nucleotidyltransferase activity. Bases 1 to 1188 code for a protein of 395 amino acids. Lineage: Eukaryota; Euglenozoa; Kinetoplastea; Trypanosomatida; Trypanosomatidae. The transcript has a single exon. Gene Ontology annotation, biological process: RNA 3'-end processing.
AUGAUGGCGCACUACCGCGCGGCGCAGCCGCCGGCGGACCAUGAUGUCAUCCUGAAGGACCUCCAGGAACGCGUUCUCGACAUUGGUAUGCGCUCCGUGAACAAGGCGCACGUGGAGCUCUUUGGCUCACACGUGAGUGGCUUCUGCAAGCCAACGUCUGACGUGGAUCUCUCACUGACGUAUCGAAAAUUUUCGCCGUGGCUGCAGGGGCUCGAGCGCGUGGACGAGCAGAAUAACAAGCGCUUGAUACGCUUCUCCAAGGAGGCGGCAGAGAUGGGAAUGGAGGAAGUACGCUACAUACGCGCCCGUAUUCCCGUUGUACAGUUCACCGACAGCCUCACGGGCCUGCACUGCGACGUUAGCAUCGGCAACGUGGGUGGGGUGGAGAACUCCAAAAUUCUUGCCGCCAUUCGCGGUGUGUUCCCUGACUUCUAUCGGGCGUACAUUCACCUUGUGAAGGAGUGGGGCAAGGCGCGCGAAGUUAUUGCACCGGAGCGCAGCACCUUUAAUAGCUUCACUGUCACAACGAUGGCGCUCAUGGUGCUACAGGAACUCGGUCUGUUGCCCGUCUUCACGAAGCCGACCGGUGACUUUGGCGAGUUGACGCUACCGGACGUGGAGCUACAGCUGGAGAGCUUCACACUGCCGCCCAUCUACGACUCCCUGCAGGGCGACGACGAGAAGCUGGGCGAGGCGGUGUACUUCUGCCUUCAGCGGUUUGCAGAGUAUUACUCCAAGUAUGACUUCCAGUCUGGCACUGUGAGUCUCAUUCAUCCGCGUCGUCACCGCAAUGCGUACGAGCAGGUGGUGAAGCGCCACCUGCAGCUGCUGGCUGCGCGGAAGCGGCAGGAGUGGGAGCUGCACCUUGCUGAGCACAAGGAGGAUGGUGCGCUCGACGAAAAUGACUUCUCCGCGGCCAUGCAGAAUGAGGCGACGCAGCGACCCAGCACAUCGCCGUACGUCGUGGAGGACUUUGUGAACUACGUGAACUGUGGUCGUCGCGUGCAAGCGUCGCGUGUGCGGCAUGUGCAGCAGGAAUUCACACGUCUGCGCGAGAUGCUCGUGGACAACGAGAAGGAGGUGAAGUUCAAUGAGGUCUACCGCGAGAGCGACGUGGUGCCACGCUUCCACGGCGCCGAAGGUUCCGGCACACGGGAUCCGCGCGUGAAGGUUUUCCGGGCACAGUAG